CGUAAGCAAGGCCUUGCGCCAGAAAAAUUACAAACUCUUUAUAAUUAUUAAACCUUAGUUUUUAGUUACUUUUCCAGUUAAACUAAUAAUUCCAUCUUUUUUUACUAGAAACUGAAAACAGCAAAUGGGUUCGGAGUCUGAGACUGUGUGUGUCACUGGUGCAGCUGGUUUCAUCGGAUCAUGGCUCGUCAUGAGGCUUCUAGAGCGCGGUUACACGGUCCGAGCCACCGUGCGUGACCCUGCAAACAUGAAGAAGGUGAAGCAUCUAUUGGAAUUGCCAAAGGCUCAGACCCACCUGACACUGUGGAAGGCUGAUCUGGCUGAAGAGGGAAGCUUUGACGAAGCCAUUAAAGGGUGCACCGGAGUGUUCCAUGUCGCCACACCCAUGGAUUUCGAGUCCAAGGACCCUGAGAAUGAAGUAAUAAAGCCAACAAUAGCCGGGCUAUUAAGCAUCAUAAAAGCCUGUGUUAAUGCAAAGACCGUAAGAAGGCUAGUAUUUACAUCAUCAGCCGGAACUGUUAACGUGGAAGAGCACUUAAAGCCAGUCUACGAUGAAACCUGCUGGAGCGACGUUGAGUUUUGCCGCAAUAAAAAGAUGACUGGAUGGAUGUACUUCGUAUCCAAGACUUUAGCUGAGAAAGCUGCAUGGGAAUUCGUCAAGGAACACAACCUUGAUUUCGUUAGUGUUAUUCCACCUCUAGUGGUUGGUCCAUUUCUCAUGCCAUCCAUGCCACCCAGCCUCAUUACCGGUCUGUCACCCAUUACAGGAAACGAAGCUCAUUAUUCGAUCAUAAAGCAAGGUCAAUUUGUUCAUUUGGAUGAUCUCUGCAAUGCUCAUAUUUAUGUUUAUGAGAAUCCUAAAGCUGAGGGUCGCUACCUUGCAUCUCAAUGUGAUGCCACCAUAUAUGACAUUGCCAAAUUGCUUAAGGAAAAGUAUCCCGAGUACAAUGUUCCUACAAAGUUCGAAGGUAUAGACGAAAACAUAGAAAUUGUCCAUUUCUCCUCGAAGAAGCUGACAGACUUGGGGUUUGAGUUCAAGUAUAAUUUAGAGGACAUGUUUACAGGAGCUGUUGAAACAUGCCGUGCAAAGGGGUUGCUUCCGAUUCCUAUAACUGAAGUCAAACCCAAAGGUUCCGACGCCACCAAAUAAAGCAUCCUCUAUUUGUCCCUGGCAGCAGCGCCGGCUCAACAUUAUUUGAGGAAAGUAAUCAUACACUUACAAAGUGCAUGAUUAAAAAUUUAGAUUCCAGUCCACUAUAAGAGAGAAAAAUAAAAGUGUUGUAUGACCCAACAUUAUGUGAGGAAAGUAAUCAUAAGUGUUAUACAAUACGCUAGAUUUCUCAAUUUGCUUUAAAUGUACUGAAAAUAUAUAUUUUGAUUUGUAGAAGGAUUUCUACAUGUUAUUUAGAGGAGUGCCAUUAAUUUUGUUUUCUUAAAUGAAAAUCAAUAUUCUCAUUA
This is a messenger RNA of Ziziphus jujuba (common jujube), 1458 nucleotides long. Its product is annotated as dihydroflavonol 4-reductase. The transcript has 6 exons. NCBI's taxonomy places the organism in Eukaryota, Viridiplantae, Streptophyta, Magnoliopsida, Rosales, Rhamnaceae. Bases 125 to 1150 code for a protein of 341 amino acids. Gene Ontology annotation, biological process: anthocyanin-containing compound biosynthetic process. The record is from RefSeq and is a predicted model, not a curated record. Gene Ontology annotation, molecular function: dihydroflavanol 4-reductase activity.